Messenger RNA from Fragaria vesca subsp. vesca, 2323 nucleotides. RefSeq names its product DNA (cytosine-5)-methyltransferase DRM2-like. The coding region runs from base 1 to 2178 and encodes 725 amino acids. Gene Ontology annotation, molecular function: methyltransferase activity. The record is from RefSeq and is a predicted model, not a curated record. The transcript has 9 exons. Gene Ontology annotation, cellular component: nucleus. NCBI's taxonomy places the organism in Eukaryota, Viridiplantae, Streptophyta, Magnoliopsida, Rosales, Rosaceae.
AUGCCCAACAACUCAAACGACCGUGGAUAUGAACAUGCAAUUGCGCCCAAAGAAGAGAUCUUGGAGUUUGAUUUGCCAUCUGACCAUGCAUUCCCAACUCAUUUUGGGAACAAUGAUGCAAGCUCAUCAGGGAGCAAUAUGAGAGCAAAUAUGAUUGGGAUGGGAUUUUCACCGUCUCUCGUGGACAAAGUGAUUGGAGAAAAGGGUGAAGAGGAUGCCGAACUGUUGUUGGAGACACUUUUAUCAUAUCAAGAUGCACAGAAAUCAGAUUCUGGGUUAUCAGAUUCCCUUGAUAGCUUAUUUGGCGACAAAGAUUCAAGCAGUGUCCCGGAGGUCUCUAGUAUUAUUCAACCAAAAGAGGAGCCUGAUUUACCUGAUGGACUUGAAGAUGAAAAAAAGGCAUCCUUACUUAUGAUGAAUUUUUCUAGAGAUGAAGUUGAGUUUGCACUGAAUAGACUUGGUGAAGAUGCUACAAUCAAUGACUUGGUUGAUUUUAUCAUUGCUUCUCAGAUAUCUGUGAAACUUGAAAAUGAUGUAGAUACAGUCCAUGGUGAUGAAGAAAAGGAGAGAAGAGUGAUUGAAAAGAAGAAAAGUUUAAUUUUUCACUUUUGCUGUGUACUGUAUAAUUGUACAGUGAUCGAACCUUUUGAUUCCCAGGAUACUAGCGAUGAAAAUUUAUAUGGAAUCAUGGAGAAGUCAAUUCGUUUGCUUGAAAUGGGUUUCUCUGAGAACCAAGUUUCUGUUGCAAUUGAAAAGUUUGGUUCAGGAGCUCCACUUACAGAUCUUGCAGAAUCAAUCGUUACAGGAAAAAUUUAUGAUGAUUGCUAUGAAGAAAAAAUUAAGUGCUCCACAUCCCAUUCAGAUCAUUCACGCAACGUGUCCAGAUUUUUGGGAACGGCAUCAUAUGGUUCAGUUAAAGUUGAAAAUGAGGAUUUUUAUCCAGAUACAGCUUCUGGAUCAAGGGAUCGUGACUUAGCAGAAAAUUAUCUAGGGAAGCGCCCUAAGCAAGAGAUCAUCGAUGAUUCAAAUUCUGUUCCUCAGUUCAGGGUGUCCAGGCCUAUAGAUUUUGGGGAAAAUCGUAAAGGGAAAAGGCCAAAACGAGAGUAUGUUGAUCAUUCAAUCUCUUCUGCAUGGAUGGAAGAAAAAGUAGACCCUGAGAUUUGCAAAGUUGGAAAUCUGAAAGUUAAGAGUGGGAACAAAAUGGUCGGUAAGGCCCCAUAUUUCUUAUAUGGAAAUGUUCUGAAUCUACCGUAUGAUUCCUGGUCUAAAGUUUCUCAAUUCUUGUACGACCAUCAACCUGAAUAUGUCAAUAGUCAGUUCUUCUCAGCUUUGAAUAGAAAGGAAGGGUAUGUACACAAUCUCCCAACCGAGAACAGGUUUCGCAUUCCUGAAGAGCCACCUAUGACCAUUCAGGAUGUAAUACCAUAUGCAAAGAAUUUGUGGCCUCCGUGGGAUACAAGGAAGCAAUUGACCUGCAUCAGUUCUGAAACCAGUGGCAUAUCUCAGUUGUGUGAUAGGCUUGGAAGAAUGGUUUCUGAUUGUGGUGGAAUGCUCUCACCUGAGAAACAGAGAGAAAUCCUUCAUCAUUGCAACUUAUUAAAUCUUGUAUGGGUUGGCCGAAACAAGUUGGGUCCUUUACAGCCUGAAUACUUGGAACAAAUCUUAGGCUAUCCAUUGAAUCACACUAAAGUUGGUGAGAGUGGUUUGAUUGAAAGACUUAUUUCCCUCAAGUAUAGCUUCCAGACAGACACAUUGGCCUAUCAUCUUUCUGUUUUAAAGCAUUUGUACCCAGCAGGAAUAACAAUGUUCUCAAUUUUUAGUGGAAUAGGAGGGGCAGAGAUAGCUUUACACAAGCUCGGCAUUCAUUUGAAAGGUGUUGUAUCUGUAGAGACUUGUGCGACAAAGAGAAAGAUUCUUAGGAGGUGGUGGGAAACUACUGGCCAAAUUGGGCAGUUGGAGCAAAUUGAUGACAUCCAAAAGCUAUCAAGCAGCAAACUUGAAAGUCUGAUGAAAAGGUUUGGUAGUUUUGAUUUCCUUAUUUGUCAGAAUCCAUGUAGUUCUUCAGUUUCCAAAGUUCCUGCACAAAGUGGUGCGGAUCCAGGUUUUGACUUCUCGUUGUUUUAUGAGUUUGUUCGUGUCUAUCAACGUGUAAAAAAUAUGAUGGAUAGAAAGAGCUGACAUAUUUCUUCAUUCCUUGUAGUGCUUCAGUAGAACAUUGUUUGUUUGUUUUUCCUAGGAAUAAUGUCAACAUUUCUUUCUUGAAGUUGGAUUUUGGCCUUGGCAAAAGAAAUGUCAUGCACUCGUACCAUUUUAGUUUAGAUAA